CGUGUCGAGGAGGAGGGGGACUGGCCGUCUGGGCUUCCUGGCUCGUCAAAACACGGUGCAUUGUGGGGCGGAGGCGGCCUUUCUCUCGGUGUCCACAUACUGGCAAGAAGCGGUACUCGGCACGUCUUCCAAGUAAAUAGCGUUAACAGGAGGGGAGGAAGAGUCUCCGCGUACGCGGCAACCAAAAGAACAGCGCACUCGUUCAGGGCCUUGUUGUUACUAUCAUUGCUAAUUAUCCGUUUACUCCGCAAACAUGGGGCAGGAUGAUCUCAUGAACAAGGCCGAAGACGUGGCAGACCAGUUCCUGCGAGUCACCAAACAGUACCUGCCUCACCUGGCACGUCUCUGUCUCAUCAGCACCUUCCUGGAGGACGGCAUCCGCAUGUGGUUCCAGUGGUACGAGCAGCGGGACUACAUCGAGGCUACGUGGAGCUGCGGCUACUUCCUGGCCACGUGCUUUGUGCUCAUUAAUCUAUUAGGGCAGCUCGGUGCUUGUAUCCUCAUCCUCAGUAGAAAUUUUGUACAGUAUGCCUGCUUUGGAUUAUUUGGCAUCAUUGCGCUACAGACUAUUGCCUACAGCAUUUUAUGGGACGUAAAAUUUUUGAUGAGAAACCUCGCCCUGGGAGGCGGUCUCCUCCUGCUGCUGGCUGAGUCUCGUUCGGAAGGAAAGAGCAUGUUUGCUGGAGUGCCGUCCAUGGGGGAGAGCUCGCCGAAGCAGUACAUGCAGCUGGGCGGGCGGUUACUGCUGGUCCUUAUGUUCAUGUCUCUGGUCCAUUUUGACACCAGCUUCAUCUCUAUCCUGCAGAACCUGGUGGGCACCGCCCUCAUCAUCCUGGUGGCUAUCGGCUUCAAGACCAAGCUGGCGGCGCUGACCCUGGUCCUGUGCCUCUUCGCCAUGAACAUCUACUUCAACGCCUUCUGGAACAUCCCCGCCUACAAGCCUAUGCACGACUUCCUCAAGUACGACUUCUUCCAGACCACAUCGGUCAUCGGCGGCCUGCUGCUGGUGGUGGCCCUCGGGCCCGGCGGCGUGUCCAUGGAUGAGAAAAAGAAAGAGUGGUAGGCAAACAAAUAAAACGCGAAUCACACAGCACCACUAACUUACCCCCCCAUACCAACUGGGACUGAAAGACCCCCCUCUCUGCUGGUUCACCUGGAUACACAGGGUUUACUUCAUAUAAAUACUUUUUUUUUU
Molecule: messenger RNA, 1195 nt
Organism: Nerophis lumbriciformis (worm pipefish)
Lineage: Eukaryota; Metazoa; Chordata; Actinopteri; Syngnathiformes; Syngnathidae
Gene: surf4
Product: surfeit 4
Biological process (GO): Golgi organization
Cellular component (GO): membrane; endoplasmic reticulum-Golgi intermediate compartment; endoplasmic reticulum
Source: RefSeq, a predicted model, not a curated record